AUGUUACCUGAAUUAGAAACACCAUCAACUUUUGACAGCAGUUGUUGUCGUCUUGUUCGUACUGAUCGAUCAUCUCGUUUGAUUUUACCAUUAGCACGUCGCGGCCGUCCGUAUCAUCCCGAUCGAUCUCAGCGGCUCCUCUGUAAAACUUGUUCGAGUAUAAAACAUGCUCAACAACGUGAAAUUCUUCAGCGACAACGAAACCCUUCCGAACAGAGUACUGCAAACAUCUUCAAUACAAUCAGUGAUCUAGAUCGACCAUCGGGAACUGAUAUUUCUCAUGAAAUCGAGUUUUCUCUCGCAGAUAAAGACGACAACAUUCACUUGAAUCAGAACGAAUACGAACCGGCACAAAUGCUAAUUUGGAAAAUGAGUCCAUCUGAUCAUCGCACCAUCACUCUGGAUGAUACUGGUUGUUUAAAUGAUAAUGAAAAGAAAGUAUUAUUACAAGAAGCUAUUGCAAAGCUACGAUUUGUUUUAAAUAAUCGUUCAGCAGCAGGAGCAGCAGCAACAACAACAGCAACGAUCUCGCAAAAUGAUUUAGAUCAAAUUGAAUUUACUUAUCGGGCUUUGCAAACAACAGUUAAUAUUCUCUCACCAUCGUUGGAUUCACUAUAA
Adineta ricciae is the source of this 618-nucleotide messenger RNA. NCBI's taxonomy places the organism in Eukaryota, Metazoa, Rotifera, Eurotatoria, Adinetida, Adinetidae. The record is from the annotation of a GenBank genome assembly.